Angiostrongylus costaricensis is the source of this 1116-nucleotide messenger RNA. The record is from the annotation of a GenBank genome assembly. Lineage: Eukaryota; Metazoa; Nematoda; Chromadorea; Rhabditida; Metastrongylidae.
AUGUCGCUAUCAGGGCUCCGAAAACAAUUUAAUAAAGCAAAUCAGUACUUGUCCGAGACUAUGGGUGCUGCUGAAGCAACGAAACUUGAUGACCAGUACAAUAAUAUGGAGAAGAAUAUCGAUUUAACGUAUGAGCUCAUCAGUGCUCUCGUUGCCGGAACAAACGAGUACUUACAACCUAACCCUGCAACUCGAGCAAAAAUGGCAACGAUGGGUGCUAUUUCAAAAGUGCGCGGUACAGUUAAAGCGGAACCCUAUCCACAAACUGAAGGAAUGUUGUCUGAAAUUAUGCAUAAAUAUGGAUCUGCUCUUGGAGACUCGAGUGAUCUCGGGAAGGCGCUACUCGAUGCUGCUGAGGCUUAUCGUCAUAUGGCCGACAUCAAAUAUCAGAUGGAGGAAAACGUGAAACAGAACUUCAUUGAUCCCCUGACACAUCUGCAAAAUAACGAGUUGAAAGAUGUAAACCAUCAUCGAACAAAGCUGAAGGGACGUCGUCUGGACUAUGACUGCAAAAAGCGGCAGCAACGGCGAGAUGAGGAAAUGAUCCAAGCUGAGGAGAAGUUAGAGGAGUCCAAACGACUUGCUGAGAUGGCAAUGUUUAAUGUUCUUAGCAACGAUGUGGAACAAGUUUCACAGCUGCGUGCUCUUGUCGACGCUCAGUUAGACUUUCAUCGGCAAACUGUGCAAAUACUUGAGGGCCUACAAGCGCAACUCGCUGUAAGGCACGUUAAAUCGGUCAUUUUUUCCUUUUUGACAUUGGUAUUUCUAUGUGUUCUAUGUGAUUGUAGUCCCUUGAGAGUAUCACCUGCCACAGAUAGCAUAUCGAUGUCAGAACAAUCACAAAGUGGAUUUGAACAUCCGCCACCUUAUUCGAAUGGUGGAACAUCUCAUACUUCUGGAUCAAACACUAAUAUGUCGCAGACUCAACAACAAAAACCAUCUGCCAAGGCUCUAUUUGACUUUGAGGUGCAGAAUGAAGGAGAACUAAACCUGAAAGAAGGUCAAGUAGUCGAGCUUAUCUCACAGGUGGAUGAGAACUGGUUUGAGGGUCGGUUAAAUGGGAAGUGUGGUCUGUUUCCGGUUUCGUACGUCCAAGUUUUAAUUCCACUAAGGUAA